UGAAGGUCUCGUAUAUAUUUUGGAUGUAAAAUAAUGGUAAUGAAAAUAUAGUAGGAUUGCAGAACGGUGGUUGAUAAAUCAGACGCUUGAACGGAGGCCAGAAGACUAUUAAAUAUCUCUUAAAACUGGAAAUUUUCCGGUAAAUACGCGAAAGGCCAUUGGCUGAUAUUCGCAAAUUUCCAGUGACUUACCUGCGUUUAAGCGGAACGAAUUGAUGGAAAUAAAUUUGCAAGUGUUUAAAAAUUACUAGUUACUACCGCCAUUUUACUAUUGCUACUACCGCUGUUACCACCGUGUUAAAUCUGAAAUAGCGAAAAAUGCCAUUUGAAUGGCAGAGAUAAGAAAAAGUACGGAAUAGAUUGCAGCUGAAAUGUUAUCGCUCAGUGGAAUUGCUUUUUCUUUUGCUUUUAAUAGUCAGUUAAAUUAUCAAACGGUACCAAUGAUAGUGUAGUGUAUUGAUGGUAACUUUGUGAAAAAAAAAUAUCACACCAAAAUAACAGCUAGCCAAACUAAGAGCUGGACGUUAACAAUGCAAACGUGCUUGUAUAUCGCCUGCGAUUGUUUCACUUAAUUCAUAAGCAUUUAUUUGCUCUGUGCAUUUCUUCGGUAUUGUGCCAAGAAAGCUAAUUGUUUCAGUGGAUUUCUCUGGCCUUUAUUUUUUCUCUUUUAUUUUCUGGCAGCCUUUUUUGUUACUCAGUUCAAGGAGUGCCUGGUUACUUACUCUAGUCCACUCUACUUUCCACUCAGCAGCAGACCCUAUUGUUUUUGGCCUCAUUGUUAGGCUUCAGUUGAAGUAAUGCCAUUAAGGAAUUAGAACUCCCAGAUUUUAAUCCUUUUAGUGCCAGCCAGUCGCAUUGUGGAUAGGAUACCAUAUCCCCAUAUUUGCAUACCGGCCUUCUUACCUUCAUUAGUUGACUUAAUUGUUCAGUGUUGGAGAGUCUGAGCUGGAAUAGCAAAAUUAAAUAAAACCGUACCGCCCCUUAACUCUCGGUCUCAGAAUCAUGCACUCUCGAAAUAAAAAAGGAUUAGAGUUUAUCGUCGUGAAAUAAACUUGCUUAACUCAAAAAUUCACAACUGUUCUUUCUUGUGAAAAAGAUUUAGUUUCAUUUAAUUUCAGGACGUUAGCUUUGUUUCAUCUUUACUCUUAUUUUUUGCCAGUUUUGGAUUAGCUUUGGUAUAAACAUAGCAUAAUUAUCCAUUUUGAAUAAAGACUCAUUGCCGAUUUUUGACGUGCAAUCAGUUCGACCCGCCAGACUUACGGAUUGUAUUUUUUAGUAGUCCGAAUUAGGAUGUGUAGAUGAUUGCUUCUCAACUUAUUCUCCCAUUUGCAAAUGGUGGAUUUGUUUGUCCUCAUUUAAAUUCGAUUUUCCUUCCCCACAGGUGAUUUCACAGUAGUCGUAUUACCCGCGAGAUAAAUACAGACCCAAUUCCAAGCCUGACGCCGCCCUCUAAAACAGUGCUCUCAAUUACACCUCGAUUGAAAAACGCAUAAUUAGAUUCAGAGCCAACCCUAAUCGCCGAAAGCUGAAAUACUCAUACGUAAUUACUCAGCCUACUCAAUUUUUUAGACCACUGGGUUUAAAAAAGGAAACAUUUGUUCCCCUUUUGCAUCAGUUUUCAGUCUAGUGCCCUAAUUUGGUUGAAAACUCCAGUCGAAAUUAUUCUUUAUCUUUCUUUAUUGUAGUCCAUAUUUUUGAGAUCUUUCUUCAGACAACCAAGGGGUGAACGAAUAUUAUAACUGCCAUUUGAUAUAAAAGAUUAUGGCUUCCGAAAUUGGUUGGUCAAGGCUUUUUGCUACACAUAGUGCGCUUGUUCUUUGAGAAGACUAGAUCAUUUGAAAGCUACUGAAUGACAAAUUUGAGUCUAUUAUAAGUAGCUGAAUGAGGAACAAUUUAUUCUCCAUUCGCUAGAAUUGAAUUUCAUCUGCACUGAAUUUUUUCAAUUACCAUAUGGAAAUGAGCUCAACUUUCAGUCUCUUUGAAUGUUGAGUCUGUGUUCGUCACUAUUACACGCGUUAUGGAAGGCGAGCUUUUGUUAUUCAAAUGAAGAUUGAAGUUCAAUUGAGUUUUAUUGAUGUCACGCAGCAAUCUGUUGCUUGGCGCCUUUAAUUUUUGGCCAACGAAUCGGCAAAGAUAUUAAAAUCGCAGUCUUAUCGGACCAUUUUAUUUGCUUGGAUAUAUGUACUUGGACACUGAAAAUGCAUUUUAUUGAAAAUAAAUAUUAUUGAUGCCUUGAUUCAGAAAUGGGAGACUGUGAGUUUUGUCGGUUGCAGAACCGCACCCGGACUGCGUACCAAACGAACCCUGAUUCCCAAAAUCGCCCAUCUUAUGGUCAUGGACUGAAUCCAGUGCCUGGCUCACAAACCAUGGGCUCUAGAAUGCCAUACAACAGUAGUUAUAACACUGCCCUGCAACAAUACCUGCAGACUUACCAGUUAACUCAACAGCAAUUGCAACAGUUAGCGGUGUCACACGCUCAAAUGGCGCAUAGUGGAAACGCGCCAGCUGUUAUGCAUCAACCGCACUCGUUAGUUCACCCGCAACAUGCGCAAGUGAUGCAGUAUUUCCAGCCACCUUUCAUCGACACCGCACAUCUUACUCAAGUCACGUGCGAGAAGCACAUGAGUAAUAGACGAAGACCAGGUCAUCACAUGCGUGCGAGGAGACGCUAUCAUUACAUGAACAGUAUUCAGAAACAGAAAACAAGUCGGACCUUUAUUAACAACACUGCUCCUGUGAAUAUGGCCUACAACAAUGUAUCUACAGUGCCUGGCGUUGGAAUGAAUGCCAAUACAAAUAAUUUAUUAACUUCAGCUAAUCAGACGGCAGCCUUACCGCUUAGUAAUAGUUCGCAGUUUGAAAAGUCUGAUCCCUCGCCAACUGGUUAUUCACAGGGUGAGGAGAAAGGUUUCUUCCCUAGAGAUGACUUCCAUUUAUUGUCCAAUGGGAUCCUCAAUACAGGAAGUUCCACAGCGCUGCAUACCACAACACUGCCUAACGUAAUGACCACCAAUUAUAGUCACGAGGACUUUUUGAACGAGGCCAAUAUGUUGUUUGACGACACAUGUUGCAGUCCAGGGCCUCAAAUGGAGGAUCAGCGUUACUUUGACGACUUCGAUAUCCCUUACUUUACAUCACACAACAACGCCUUUGACGAGCAUCAUGUUGACCCCAAGCCUGUGUAUGGCAACCUGAUGGAGGUUAUAGAUGACAGACUGCGCCAGUACAAAGCUGCUCUGGAAAAGGCCCAACAGACCGAGGAUAGCAGCAAAAUACGCAGAUACACCAGACAGAUCAAAACACUGGAAGACCAAAAACGAAGUGUGAACGCAGGGAAAGUUGUCAAAGACGAGGACAUACCCCCACCCAUUGCGAUGUCACAUCCUGGAAUGAAUGUGCAACACAGCCCCUCGGUGGGUGGAUCGCCCCAACAGCACCCCCAGGCAUCGUCCUUGUCCGCAGGAGGCGCCAAGGGAACUAACUCGGCGGGACCUGGUGAUGGUACGGGGACAGCAACUGUGCCUUCGUCUUCCUCGGGUAGUGAACACAGUCCGACCACUGAUAUGCUCCAAACGGGAGGCGGUGGAGCAAACAGCCAGGCGGCUGUUAAUGUUAACAGUGCUCAUCAACAACAACAGCUCUCUCUGGAUUCGGAAUCUGGUGGUGUGUCGUCUGCAGUUGACCAACAGACCCUGCUUCUUCUGAGGAAGAGAGUCCACGAGUACAAAGUCGCCGCGCACCAGGCCAACAAGCAGGGAGACAAACCAGCUGCACUCAAAUACGUCCGCGUUAUCAAGGGAUUUGAGGAGGUGAUAUCGGCAGUGGAGACGGGCAAGAGUGUGGACAUCUCUAACUUACCGGGGCCCCCUCCACUGGUACCGGGUGGCAAUCCCUCGACUGACCCCAGUACAAACAACGCUUUCAAGUCGCCUUCCACCGAUAACUCCAGCUUGGCAUCUGCUGCGAGCAGUGACCAGCAACAGCACCAGUCGCCAAUCCGACAACCUCCCCCCGUCCCAAUGACUUCAUCAUCUUCCCAUCAACUUCCUCCCCAUACCACAAACAUCCAACAGCAACAACAGCCCUCGUCGGGCGAUGAAAACAUGGAUGCAUUGGUUACUAGGAUGAAUGUGUAUAAGGAGGCGAGUGAAAAGGCAAAACAAGCGGGAGACAUGAGCAAAGCCCGUAGACAGGACAGAUUGAAAAACCAAUAUAUGGACGCCAUCAAAUCGUACAGAAACGGACGAACAGUGGACUGGGAGGGACUUUCAAAUCCUCUCGGAUUCCCGCCGCUGCCCAACACAGCAGCCGCUGCAAACAGUGCGGCAGCAGGACAGUCUGGAGGGGCAAUGGGAGGCAGUGGUCAGCAGGCCGCAGACUAUGACCCAAUAGCAUCUCUCCUAAAUGCGGCAGUUCAACAGAUCAACAAUGAGUCACCACAGACCAGCUCUGCCUCCUCGAAGUCUCAAAGCGGAGCUCCCUCUUUCACCUCUGAGUCAUCGCCAGCCGCCGCCGCAGUCAACUCGGAGCAGCCCCCUACUAGAGCACCUCCUCCUGUACCACCGAAUCACCCCUCCAAGCAGGCUGCAGCUAGAACGCAACCAAGUGCAGCAAACGCACAAGCGCCACCCAAUAAGAUCCAGAUGACAGUUGAUUUUCUGGAGAAGCGACAGCAACAGUAUCGAAGUGCUGCUAUUGCUUGCAAGAAGCGCAACGACAUUGAAGAGGCCAAGAGAUACCUGAAACUAUGCAAGGGGUUCGACCCCAUGAUUGCUGCUGCAAAGUUGGGAAAACCAGUUGAUUUGGCACAGAUUCCCCCAGAUCUUUCUGGAACACUUAAAGCUGCCAAUGCUUCUGCGGCAAACUGUGCCGGCGGCGUUCUCUCUGGAAACACACUGGUCAUACCGGUGGAGCAACCAGCUGUCCCGAAGCACAACGCCGACCCAAAAGAGGUAGCCAGUCUGUUCCUGUCUAUCGAACAACAACUGCAGCUUCAGAUCAAUAAGUGCAAAUACGACUCGGAGUAUUAUGCAAGUAUAGGAGAGAUUGCCAAUGUGAACAAAGCGGAGAAAAUGCUGCAAUGCAGUGCGGUAGACUUGAAUGUAGUGCAAGCGUGUAGACUGAGGGGAGAGUUGCCGCCCAAGAUGCACUAUGAGCAACGUGCCUUCACUAAAAUAAGGGUAAACAGUGAUCUGAACGAGGGUGAGUGUGAGGUUCUGGUGUCGCGGGCGAUCAACCUCCCAUGUGCAGACGGGACCAAACCCUCCGAGCUGUCCACCUUCGCCAAGUGGUCUUUCCCUUGGCCAUCUGACUCCUCAACUGUUGGCCAGACAUGUCUGGUUAAGAAUACGGACAAGCCAGUGUACAAUUUCAAGCAGAAGCUGCCGAUAUCGGACAAGAAGGAGAGAAUGUCCAGACAGGUCAGAAGGAAGACAUUCGACGUCACAGUCCUAUCCAAGGGUGGGAUUUUCAAGUCUGACAGGGCCAUAGGAGUGGCCCAAGUGAAGCUGGACAUACUGGACAAAAAGUGCACUCUACACGAAGUCGUUCAACUAAUGGACCCCGUGCAUACAAGAAGUAAAAGCACUUGUGGUAAAAUUGAGGUCAGUGUGCGAGUGAGAGAACCAUUCGUGUCCAAAGAUACCGAAGAUGUGAUCGAGAAGUGGCUGGUAGUCGACGCCGAACCAACCAAACCCAUUCAGCCUCCUAAAUUGCAAAACUCCCCUCAACAGACAACAGCAAUUGCAAGUGAAGCGGAAGCUGAAGGCAGUUCAACCGCUGGGAAAGAGAAAAAACGAGCACCGGCAGAAAACCAAAACGAGACCGACCCGAAUACCCUGAGCGCAAGUACCAAGUCACCCCCAAAAAACAGAAAGAAAUCUCCAAGACCCCCGCCCAGAGCGCCCCCUGGAGGUUCAAAAUAAGAGAAAACUAAUGACUGCUCUGAGAGUAGAAUGUAAAUUGAAUUGUGAUGUAAUUUAAGACUUGAUAUGUCCCUUCGCCCAUAAAUAGAAAUAAUUUCGCAAUUUCUGUCCUAUCAAACAAUGGUGCUCGUUCUAAAAAAUAUGAAAUAACGUUUUCUCGAACCAUUAUUUUUGCAAUUU
Molecule: messenger RNA, 6103 nt
Organism: Symsagittifera roscoffensis
Lineage: Eukaryota; Metazoa; Xenacoelomorpha; Acoela; Convolutidae
Product: coiled-coil and C2 domain-containing protein 1-like
Exons: 14
Coding region: 2243-5923 (1226 amino acids)
Biological process (GO): regulation of transcription by RNA polymerase II
Cellular component (GO): nucleus
Molecular function (GO): DNA-binding transcription repressor activity, RNA polymerase II-specific; RNA polymerase II cis-regulatory region sequence-specific DNA binding
Source: RefSeq, a predicted model, not a curated record